Molecule: messenger RNA, 5413 nt
Organism: Caenorhabditis elegans
Lineage: Eukaryota; Metazoa; Nematoda; Chromadorea; Rhabditida; Rhabditidae
Gene: grdn-1
Product: Girdin homolog
Exons: 19
Coding region: 52-3720 (1222 amino acids)
Biological process (GO): cytoskeleton-dependent intracellular transport
Cellular component (GO): centriole
Source: RefSeq, marked reviewed
UCAACUUUCAGGUAUGACCAAAUCCUUCUGAAAAAAAAAACAAGCGAAAAUAUGAAGGAGAAACACGAAAACUGGAGCCAUCCGCUGGCUUUUUGGCUGUGCGACUGCGCAGCCAUAAUUCCCAACCCUGCAACCCAAAAUUUUGCCAAAAAUGAUUUUUUGGACGGGCUUCUGAUGUUAAAUUUGAUGAAGUUUAUCAACCCACAUUUUUCUGAAAAUGAAAAAAAUGGUCAGAGUCUGUACGAGGAAUUGUUGAAUCAAAUCAGCCAGUUUUACGAGAAAAAUUUGGACCAAGUUAUAGUGUGCAAAAUGCCGGAAAUAUCGAUUUUGGAGAGCUCCGGUGAAAUUGAUGAAAUCACAUUUGAAGAGCUAAAAAAGCUCCUACUCCUACUACUCGGUUGCGCAAUUCAAAGUGACCAUAAAAAAGUUUUUGUGGACCGAAUCACCGGUUUCGAUCAGACCAUUCAAGCCGAAUUGGCUGCCUGCAUACAAAAAUUGACGGAAUCCGACGAGAUUGUGCAGAAUUUGGAGGAUUUUGAGCGCAGGAAAAUGAAGGAAACGGAUGAAGUUGGCGGAGGAGGAGGCAGUAUUGAGGAUGUGGAUAGCGAUGAUAUGGAGAGCUCAACGACGAGUAGCUCCAAUGGGGAAAUCGCUAUAAAGCAGCAGGAUCAGAGCUUUUUGAUGAGCCGCUCGACCUCUCCAACCUCGGAACUACGUCACCAGACCCUUCAAAUUGCAAAUUUACAGCAUGAAAUGAGGCAAAUGAGGACACAGGCAGAAAACCGCGACGAAGAAUGCCAAAAGCUGGAGCUCGACAACGAGGAAAAAGCUCAAAAAAUUAAAAUUUUGGAAAAUGAGCGUCUAAAACUAGUAGAUUUCAAGAAAAAAUGGAAAUCGGUGAACGAUGACCUCCAGGAGGCAAACUGCAAAAUUGAAAAGCUCCAAAAUUUGGUCGGAAUCGAGAAAAAGUACAGAGAAGCUAGAGAUGGCAAAGAGUUGUACAAGUCUAAGUACGAUAUCGUCGUAAAAAAGAAUCUAGAAAUGGAAGAAACCAUUACAACUCUCGAAAAAAAUUUGAAAACCCUACAAAUGGAAAUGAAGGAAAAAUUCGGCGUAGAGGACAACCUUCAGCGGAUGCGGAACACCAUUGAUGACUUGGAAGCCGAGAUAUCCAAGAAAAACCUGGAAAUUGAGGAUUUUCUCGACGAGAAGCAUCGGAUGGAUCGGGAAAUCAAGGAGCUCAAGGAAAUUGUACAUCAGAUGGAAGUCCCCUCUACCACUACCACACCUAGAAUUAUGGAUUCUCUUGCUGAUCAGCUGGAAAAUGCGAAACAGGACGAGUUUGAGAUGAUGAAGGCUGAAAUUCGAAAAUUGAGAGCUCAAACUGAAGGAGCUACUCCGGAAACUACGAUAAUCCAAUGCAACCAAGACCUGGACACCCUUCGCUCCCAGCUCUCCACGGAGCAACACCAAACCGCUCAGCUUCACCUGGAAAUCCAAAAAAUGCAAGUUGAAAAAGAGCAAAUCGACGGGAAUAUGGAACGAAUCGGCAUUGAGCUCGAGGAAAUGUCAGCGCAGGUGGAGAAUCUUAACCUGGAACGGGAUGAAGCCGUGAAGCAGCUUCUGGAGGCUCGACGGAAGUUUGGAGAGUUCCAGAUGGGUCAGAGCCGGGAUCUGGAGGAGAAAUGGUCGAAGGAAGUGGAGAAAUCCAAUAAAAUCUCAAAGAAGUGUGAGAUUCUAGAGGAAAAGCUUCAGGAGUCUGAUUUCCUGCUUGCCAAGUCGCGGGAUGAAGCUAAAAAAUUGCAAUUUGAGCUCGACGAGGCUCUUGAAGAGACGAGCCAUGUUACCAGAAGCCUGAGCUCUGAAAAAAACACACUUAAAGCCAAGCUCCUCGAGCUCCAGGAUCAGGUAGAAGCCCAAACCCUGGAGCUCCUAAAUCAGAAGAAUUGUGGAAAGCGGCUCGAAGACCGGGACCAGAUGAUUUCAAAUUUGCACAAUUUGAAAAACGAGCUGGAAAAUGACCUGAAAACCUGCCAAACUCAAUUGGAGCUCGAGUCCAAAAAACUUCAGCGGCUCCGUGAGGAUUUGGUGCUCGAAAAAUCGAGGCGAGCCGAUUUGAUCGGACGCAUACACUCCCUGUGCACAACGCUGAGCCUGAACGGAGCAAAUUUUGAAAAAAUCAAUAAUGACGAUGAACUAAUCGAUAAUAUCGAUGACAUCAUGAUGAAUGCGUUGGUGGCUGUGAAACGGGAACGCGAUGAUCUGAGGAUUCAGGGGAAUCAGCAAAUUCAAGAGUUGCAUGAUUUGAAGCGGGAUAUUGAGAAGUUGAGACGUUCCGAAUCAGAAUCGCUAAACGAAUCCGACGAUCGUGUCCGUGAGCUCACCCGAGAGAAUAUGCACACCAAGGAGCAAGUUUUCAUGCUCCAGGAGAAGCUCCGCGAGCUUAAUCUUGAGUUGUCAACUAAAAAUGAUGAGAUUGACAUGGUGAAGGCGUCAAUUGAGGAGUUGAAUAGGAAUUCGACCGCCUCCUGUACCUCUAACGCUGAAAUUGCCCGGCUCCAAGUCUCAAUUCGCAACUCCCAAAUCCAGGAGGACCUUGUAAAACAGGAAAAUACAAAACUGAGAGAUGAGCUCCAGGAAAUGCAGAAAAUGAGCAAGAAGCGGAGCCAAAAUCUGGAUGAGCUCGAAAAUAUGCACAAAACUCUUCUAGUCGACCAUAGUAGGCUUCAGCAGUUGCACAAUUUGCUUACUAGGGACUAUGAUGAGGCGAAGAAGGAAUCUAUGGAGUUGAGGCAGAAGGUUCAGAAUAUUCCAAGGCAACAAGCAGUCUUCAUGAACGCCAACAUCCGAGAACUUGAAGCCAAGCUGUCAGAAGAGAUUUCCAGACGGGAGCAGCUGGAAAAAGAGCACAAAAUGUGCAGAAUUCACUGUGAAAAUUUGAGACGAGACAUUACCGAGCUCGUUCAAACUCGCGACGAGCUUUCCUUGGAGCUCCGCCGAGCCCAUGACACGUGCCAUAACAAGAAUAAUCAAAUUGACGAGCUCAAAAAGCAGUUGAAUCAGAAAAUCUCAGAAGUGAACAAGUUGAGCUCAAAGAUCGAGGCGUUAAGCCAGCUGAACCGGACUUAUAAUGAGGAAAAUCGGAAUUUGUCCCGACAACUCGAGAUUCUACUGACCCAGAACAAGGAGCUGCUCCAGCGAGCUCUUCAUGACAAGGAUCAGUAUCAUUUGGAGAUGAAGGACUUCCAGGAUCAACUCAGCGCUUUACGUCGUCACAAAGAAAAGCUUGAGGACAAGAUCAUGGAUCAAUACAGAACCAUGGAGAACAAGAAGUCAACGCCAGAACGGAAGCAGCCGCUGGUGAAGCGAGCCGCUAAGGCACUGAUUAACAGGCGCCGAGCAACAUCAAACGGCGGCUCAACAACCGAAGACAGCAGCGUCUACUCUGCAGACGAACGGAGCUCCCCUCCGUUAGCCGGUAAUUCGACAUGUUCUGUGUCCACGUCAUCAGACAGUACACCCGACGAGUGUCCUUUGCAUGGUUCGAGAAGCUUCUCGAAAAUUUCUGCUCUAAAAAUUCAAAGUUCGCCCAGUCCGUCAAGCUCGUUUUCGCGGUUUUUAUCGCUGCGGCGAACGGCGAAGCCCAGCUUGUUACAGGGGGCUUAUACAAAUCCGAAUGUUCGGAAAAUGAUUGAUUAUCACUAUAAUUGUAGUGAUUAGGUGAUCAAAGUGGUCAAAAAAUUAAAAAUUUCUCAAAACUUUUAUUUGUAUAUCAGAAAUAUUAUUUGUAUUGCACGAAUUUUAUUUUUUAUGUGCCGUAUUUCCAAAAGCUUAUAUCUUGGUUAGUUGGGAUUUUACCUGAAAACUUUCAAUUAACAAAAUGCUUAUUUUUUAAUUUUCUACAUUUUGGUAGUUGAAAAUUUGUAAAAAUAUCAAAAAUGAGCCGAAAAAUGGCAAAGAUCGACGGUAUCUUGGUUAGUUUUAGACUUAUUUAAAAAUUGUCAACUGCUAGCAUAUUCCUUAUAAAAUUUUCUAUAUUUUGGUAUUAGAAAAAUUCGAAAAAUCUAUAAAAUGAGUUUAAAAACGGUAAAAUUAGCAAUUUGAUGUAGCAUCUCUUUAUCAGCUUAUAUCUUUUUUACUUUUGAAGUUAUCAAAAAAUUGUCAACUACCAAAAUCUUUAUCAGCUAUUUUUCUAUACUUUCCCAGUUAAAAUUCUCUUAAAAUUCUAAAAAUAAACCGAGAUAUAAGGCUUAAAAGGAAAUACGGUAUAUUUCUAUGUGUGUCCCGCUGUGCUUGUGUUUCGGGUCCGUCAUUUCUAUAUUUUUGUGUUUUUAUGUUUUUGUCUGUUCAUACUUGUCCAUGUCUCUGUCUUGAUGUCCUAUGUUGAAGAAAAAUGAAAUAUUUGUGCAUUUUAAACAUUUUUUGAAAUUUUUGUCCAACUGGCUCAGUGCGAUUUUCGCCGACUGCCGAGCAGAAGACCGGGGUUCGAGUCCCCGCGGUGGAUUAAAUUUUUUUCAAGCUUGUUUUAGAGGAAUUCUAACAUUUUGAACUCGAAUUUUAAUAUUUUGAAGCUGAAAAAUAUUUGCAAAAUGUUCUAAUUUGAGAUUUCAAAAAAAAAAAUUAAAAUCAUUUUUGUUGUUGUUCUUGUCAUAAUUUUCUGUCUAUUUUUUAGUUCUUCACCUCUUUAUCAUAACUAAUUUUACUAAAACAGGUACAAAUGAGGACGUAGAUCACCUGCCGCCAACAUGCUCCUCAUCUGACGAUCAUGACGUCAUUUCUCCAGACUUUAGUGCAAAAAAUCCGCUUUUAAGGUCUCGUAACGACUUUAUGGGCGGUUCUGUGAGAAGUCCGAGGAGAUAUGGAAAUGAUCAUGACGGGCAUAUUUAUACAUCUCCAUUCCUGCCGCCACGUGUGCCCAUCCGCAACUCCCCGAUGACGUCAUCACUCAGGUCCCGCCCACCGCCCCCGCCUUACAACCGCAGCCCCGCCCACAAAAUUGAGCAAAAUUCUUCGUUUUUUGAGCCAAUUGCUCAUUCGACACCAAAUUCGUCAAUUUUGGAGGAAAGAAGGGUUGUGGGGGAAGGAGAAAAAAGGGAACUAGUUAGAGAUAAGGAAGAACGCAUCGACAAGACGCUCAGCUACUACGAAAAUGUAAAUUUACCCCAAAACCCUCCGGAUUUGCCGGAAAAUAGUGAUCUGAAACCGAAUGAAUCGACAAUUUGGCACGAAUAUGGAUGUGUAUAAUUUCUGUUUUUUUUUGAAUUUUUUUCUCAUAGAAGAGCUAUUUAUAUGUAUUGUAAAGCCGGUUUUAACGAUUUUUAAUGGUUUUUUUUUUUGAAAAAUUUUUUCACCUCAUUUUAUGAUUUUGUGCUCAUUACAGUUAUGUUUUUAAUAAAAUAUUCAAAUGUUUGAA